Molecule: messenger RNA, 1314 nt
Organism: Pseudomassariella vexata
Lineage: Eukaryota; Fungi; Ascomycota; Sordariomycetes; Amphisphaeriales; Pseudomassariaceae
Exons: 2
Coding region: 1-1314 (437 amino acids)
Biological process (GO): secondary metabolite biosynthetic process
Molecular function (GO): FAD binding
Source: RefSeq, a predicted model, not a curated record
AUGUCGCCCUCACCCAAUUCAACCAAUACCCUCCGCCUCCACGUCGCCAUAAUAGGUGGCGGCAUAACCGGUCUAACCCUAGCCCUCGGCCUACAAACCCGCAACGUAUCCUUCACCAUCUACGAGCGUGCCUCGAGCUUCAAGGAAAUUGGCGCCGGCAUAGGCUUCAGUCCCAACGCGGAACGGGCUCUCAAAGUAAUAGAUCCGCGGGUACACGAUGCUUAUAAGCGGGUCGCUACCCCCAACGGCGAGGAUUUCUUCCAGUGGGUUGAUGGCCGGCACACGGAUGAGAUUAUCUAUAAGCUGUACCUGGGCCAACAGGGAUUUCAGGGGUGUCGGCGGUCGGAUUUUGUGGAUGAGUUGGCUACGAUGAUUCCUGGGGAGAACGUGAGAUUUGAUAAGCAGAUUGAGGGGAUUGUAGAGGAGGAGAAUGGGGGGAGGGUGAGGAUGAGGUUCAAGGAUGGGAGUGUAGAGGAGGCUGAUGUGGUCAUCGGCUGCGACGGCAUCCGGUCCCGCACCCGACACGUCCUCUUCGGCCCCUCCCACGCUCCCUCCUACACCCACAAAUUCUGCUUCCGGGCCCUAAUCCCCCUCCCCUCCGCCCUCCCCAAGCUAGGUGUCCACCGGACCUCAACGCGCUUCAUGUACAACGGCCCCGAAGCACACAUUAUCACAUACCCUGUUGCCAUGGGCGAAAUCCUCAACGUCCUACUCGUCAUUUCGGAUUCAAACCCGUGGACCACCGAGGACGGGCGACACACCUCCUCAGGCAGCAAGCAGGAAGCUCUCGCGGCGUUUGCGAAUUGGCAUCCCACUGCACGCACUAUUGUGGACCUCCUGCCCGAGCAACUGGAUAAGUGGGCAAUUUUCGACAUGCAUGACCGUCCGGCACCGUACUAUGCGCGUGGGAGCGUGGGUAUUGCCGGCGAUGCGGCGCAUGCCGCGGGGCCGCAUUUAGGGGCCGGCGCGGGUUUCGGCAUGGAGGAUGCGCUUGUGCUUGCGGCACUGCUGGAAGCUGCGGAUAAAAGAUGCGAGGGUGGUAAAUCGAAAGGCGAGCUGUGUUGUGGGGCCCUAGAGACGUACAACGAGGUGCGGUACGAGCGCACGCAGUGGUUGGUGGGACUCACAAGGGAAGCCUGUGAUUUGUUUCAGUGGCAGAAUGAGUCAGCUGGGAGUGAUUCUCGGAAGUUUGCUGAGGAGAUCACUUGGCGAUUUCAGAAGAUUUGGGAGUAUGACAUUGAUGGGAUGGUGAGAGGGGCGCUUGAGGGAUUUGGAACUAAAUCCGGAUGGCCUGAAAAGGGGCAAGAAAUAUGA